This is a messenger RNA of Oppia nitens, 1363 nucleotides long. Its product is annotated as epoxide hydrolase 1-like. Lineage: Eukaryota; Metazoa; Arthropoda; Arachnida; Sarcoptiformes; Oppiidae. The record is from RefSeq and is a predicted model, not a curated record. Bases 35 to 1363 code for a protein of 442 amino acids. Gene Ontology annotation, molecular function: epoxide hydrolase activity. Gene Ontology annotation, biological process: epoxide metabolic process. The transcript is spliced from 5 exons.
UUUGUUUGACUUUCGGAUACUAAACAAACUAAAGAUGUCAUUCAUUAUACGAUUCAUUGGAUCUAUAUUUGUGUUAACACUGGGUCUCAGAUAUUUACCUUUGGACAUACUUUUGGUGACACCAUUGAUUCAAUUCAUUGCCACAACACUUCUUGUAUUGAUAUCGUCGGCAAUAUUUGCGGUUUUCUAUCCGAAAGACAAACAAACACCAAAACCGCCUAAAGUUGAGGCAAAAUAUUUUGGAAAUGAAGUUCAAUGGACUGAAGGACAGACAUUACCCGUCGAGUCAACAGAUAUUAUACCAUUUGAAGUGAAAGUUUCGGAAGAAGUGUUAGACGAUCUCAACAGACGUAUAGACAACACACGAUUUGCAGAACCAUUGAUUGACUCGGCAUUUGAGUACGGAUUCAAUGGAGACUACUUGAAAACAGUUGUCCAUCACUGGCGACACAAUUUUGAUUGGCGUCAUCAAGAAAACAGAUUCAAUCGAUUACCGAAUUACAAGACACGAAUCCAAGGAUUGGACGUUCAUUUCAUUCACAUUAAACCAGAAAAGUCUGCAAAGAAAGUCAUUCCUCUUCUGGUUGUCCACGGAUGGCCCGGUUCGGUGGUUGAAUACUUGACAGCCAUUGAACAUCUCAUUAAAGAAGAAAACGGAGUGGCCUUUGAAGUGAUUUGUCCGUCAAUUCCCGGUUUUGGUUUCUCUUCGGCGCCCAAACGCAAAGGUUUUGGUGUACCGCAAACGUCACAGAUAUUUGUGGAACUAAUGCGUCGUUUGGGACACAAAAAGUUCUUCAUUCACGGCGGCGACUGGGGAUCAAUCAUCGCUCAGACGACGGCUAGAGUUUAUCCCGAAAAUGUUCGGGGAAUUCAUAUAACAAUGAUCGGCGGUAUAUAUAGUUUGAGAGGUUGGCCACUAAUUCGCUAUAUUAUCGGUGCUUACAUUCCGUCACUAUUUUUGACAACCGAUGAAUAUUCACUGAUGUAUCCGUUUUGGGAGAAAUUUACGUUUUUGUUACGUGAAUCGGGAUAUAUGCACAUCCAGUCUACAAAACCCGAUUCAGUUGGUACGGCACUAACAGACAGUCCAGUAGGUCUAUGCGCUUAUAUAUUGGAAAAGUUUUCCACGUGGACUAAUCCAGACAAUACUACCAAACAAAACGGUGGUCUCGAAGAAAAAUUUAAAUUAGACGACUUGUUGACUAAUAUUAGCGUCUAUUGGUUGACAGGAAAUAUAACCUCAUCCCUGCGUUACUAUAAGGAAUCGUUCGGCAAUACACCCAGCGGUAAAAUUUUGGUGCCGACAGCUGUGGCCGAUUUUCCACACGAAUUGGCCCGAAUGCCCGAAAAAUGUGUAUUUUGA